This is a messenger RNA of Cyanidioschyzon merolae strain 10D, 4293 nucleotides long. RefSeq names its product similar to cyclin dependent kinase. Gene Ontology annotation, molecular function: ATP binding; protein serine/threonine kinase activity; protein binding. NCBI's taxonomy places the organism in Eukaryota, Rhodophyta, Bangiophyceae, Cyanidiales, Cyanidiaceae. The coding region runs from base 1 to 4293 and encodes 1430 amino acids. Gene Ontology annotation, cellular component: cytoplasm; nucleus. The record is from RefSeq and is a predicted model, not a curated record. Gene Ontology annotation, biological process: protein phosphorylation; intracellular signal transduction. The transcript has a single exon.
AUGCGUCGCAGCUCGCAGUGUCGUGCUCUCUCUGAACUCGGCUUCGAAGAGCAUUCUCGCUGUCACCAGUCGUGUCAUGGGCUUUCGUUGUUCGUCGGGAUGGUGCCCAAGUGCCGCGGCGAAAUGUGCUGCACAGUCGCUGAGCUCGAGUGCUUGAACAGCUCAGCGGAAAGCGGUGCGUCCAAUUUCCAUGCACUCCUGAGCCACGGACAACAUGAAACGGGAAUCCCCUUCGACGAAGAAGAGAGAACAAGGGCAAGGCUGCUCACUGGGCGACGGGGUCCAGGUGAGCGAGCGCCCAGCUCCCCGUCGCGCUCUGCACCGCAGACUUCAGACGCGGACAUGAUCCAACGGGUGUGGUUUGGUGAGCUCUUGCGCGUCUCACAACGUCAACGGUGCUUCUCGUUUCCGGUUUACGUCCAAAAUGUAUACGCCUCGGGUUCGCGAACCGAUGCGACACUCAUGACUCGUCAAGUGUAUAUUCCGCUGCCUCCUUCACCGAACAACACAGAUGGUGAGAGCACCGAUGAUGUGUAUCAGGUCGCGUACGAUGACGAGUACGGACUAAGCUACAAGCAAGUUCGCGAAGCCGGUAUCGCGCUCUGGUUGGCUGCUCAGACUCCGCUGUUUCACCAUUUUGUGUGCCCAUUGAUCGAAGUACGACUCGAUGUGCCUUCUUAUCACCUGCAACAGAAAAGCGGAUACCUCCUUCUUGAGCCGAGGCAGCAUCGAUCACUCGAUCGAGCCAAUGGAAGCGUGAAGCUCACGCUUUUCUACGCUAACGCUCGCUAUGAUUGGUACAAGCAGUCCUUUGACCUUGAGCGAACACGGUUCUUCGCUUUUGAUCUCGUAUUGGCUUUCGCGUUUUGUCAUACGCAGGGAUUUGUACAUCGUGAUGUGCGCCCACAGAAUAUUGUCGCGAUGCAGACAGGGAAACACGAGUCCUGCUCGUGCGCGGUGCACGAGACAUUUGCGCUCAUCAACUUCUCUCUCGGCCGCGAGGCGCCCCUUCAAGUAUAUGAGCCGACAGGAGACGCCAGCGAUGGCGAUUCGCUUCAUCGAAACAGCAGCAGAAGCACAUUUGAAGCCCUAACGCCGGUCGUAGCCACUUUGUGGUACCGUGCACCCGAACUGCUCCUGGGAUCCCGUCGAUACAGCGCGGCUGCUGAUCUAUGGGCUGCGGCCUGCGUCAUUGCGGAAGUUGCCAAUGUGCACGAUGCCAACGAGGAUGAGCGGGCCCUAUUUCGUGGGCAAAGCGAAGUGGACCAGCUGCGUCUUAUCGCGGAGGCCGUUGGUGGCCCGCUAGAUGACGGCUGGCAUAGCCAGCCAGAAGCCAGCAGGCUGCCGCAUUUCGGCAAUGGACUGCAGGUCCCGCGCAUCGAAGCCGCCCUGAGCACCAACAGUCCGUUGCGGGCUCGUUUUGAAAAGUGUUUCGGCUCUGAUGGGCUCGACUUGAUGCGGCGCCUCCUGCAUCCAAAUCCGACCAAGCGUCUGAGCGCCAUGGAGGCGCUGGAGCAUCCCUAUCUUGCAGUUGUUGGUGAUCGUCUCAGUGCAGGAUGCUGUCGUGGCGAAGCGCUGGCGCACCUUCGCAUACAACAGCAGCGGAUUCAGCGUCUAUGUGAGUACGCAGCCGAAUCCAAAGAAAAUCUCUCUGCAAUGACAACGCCAUCCAAGAGCGAUGGUGUAACGCGUCAUCCUAAGAUACCCUGGCAGCAUUGGGAGCGCGCGUUCAACCUUCUGAAACAUCUGAGUUUGCCUCAGUCGGAGCGUCCGAACGCUGCGGCGCUCUCUGCUUCCAUCAAAACCGCCGUGCAGCCCUUUUAUGGACAUGUGCCUCGCGGGCAUUCGCGUCUCAGCUCAGCGCCGUGUGUGCCAGACCUGCUGCGUUGCAAAUGUCUCAUGGCUGCAUUCAUCCACGAACAUGCGCUCUCGCCCCGGACGCUGCACCUCGCGUGGAGCUAUUUCGACAUCAUCUGCUCCAGUCAGCGGGAACCUUUUGUUCGCUUCCCCACAUCUCGACGACACCGCUUGCAACGCACCGACUGGCUUGCUGUAGGUGCUACCAUGCUCGCCAUUAAGUACAAUGAGGUGACAAACCCCGGCACUGAGGAGCUCGCUCGCUUCUUUGCGCUACAGUUUGAGUGGCGAGACCUCUUCUACGUGGAACUCUGGUGUGCCGACGUGCUGGGAUUUUCGUUCGCAUGGCCAACCGAAUGGGACGGCUUCUUGCUCGCCUGGCGCGCUGCCCAGCACCAAACGAGUUCGCACGAUCACGCUCACAUCCAGCGCACCGGAGCGUAUCUGCUGGAACUCUGUAAUCUCUAUCGCACAGUCCAGGAAUGCGGUUCGCCCACAGCGGCACACGUCGGAGACAGUCUCUCGCUCGGCGCUGUCCUUGCCCAAUCGCUUUGCCAAGCCAGCGUGCUUUCCGCAUCGGACGCCAAACACAUUGCCCAGAUUCUGCAGGCGCUCUACUGGGCAGAGAAUCAACCACUUUUGAGGGAACUCAUUCAGCCGGCCUAUCCGGAGGUGACUUUUCACGAAUGCAUCGAGGAGCUGAGUUCGAUUGUUAUGAAUCUUCAAGCUCGUGCGCUAUCCUGGACCGAGGCGGCACAGCAUCGGACGUCUCUUUCGCCGCUAACACCCGCCGAAAGAUGGAACAAGAUCCCUGAUGACUCCUGCUCUCCAACGCCCAAACGUCAGCGAAUCGCUGGCGCGGACGUUGCCAAACCGGUUGCUUUCCGCAUGUCGCUCGAGACAACAUCCUCGGCAUUCCCGGAAUUGCUUGGGAAAGCGUCCCAUACCGACGGGGUGUCGUCCAACGAGGCAAGCUUCGUUGUACCGCGCGCUCGUCCGGGCGCUCGUGUGCACCCGGUCAACGCGCUCGGUGAUGCGGCGAGCGCUCGCGAUAUCCUGCGGCACUUGUUCACGUACUUGUCGUUUCCCGAGCUGCUCCGCCUCCGUCAAGUGAGCCGCACCUGGCGUGCGGUCGUUGAGGACACCCCAGCACUUUGGCGAGUGCUGGAUCUUAGCGGCAGCUGCGACCUGAUAAGCGACGACGUCCUCCUGAACCUGGUGCAACGUGUGGAGCAGCUCAUCUGUCGCCUGCAUUUGCAACGAAGCCCCGUUCGCAUCUUGGAUCUCAGCGGCUGCUGGCGCCUUACCGCUGCGGGCUUGGGGAAUGCGUUGCACUCGCCGGCACUCUCACAUUUGCGAGUCCUGCGACUCGCGGAACUCAACCCACAGGCACUGACAAACGAGUUGAUGCUCAGUGCGCUCCCGCCGAUGCUAGAAGAGCUCGAUAUUCGCGCGACACCCGGAAGCGGUUGUCUCCAUCACCCCGAAAUCUUCGCACAUCUGCUGCGGUUGCCUCUGCGAGUUUUGAACGUUGCCGAGCACCCCGGUUUGCGCAUCUCGACGACGGUGUUGCAAGAAGCGUGCAACUCGCACGGUGUCGGUUUUCCGGGGCUCGAGGUCUUUGUUGCGCACGGUUGUUCGCUGGCGCUGGACGGCCCCCUGGUGGAGCGCCUGCCAACGCUCCGACUGCGCCACUUGGACUGGUCAUUCGUGUCGUUUCUCGACGAGUCCGUGCCCCGCGAUACAGCACCUGCAUCUGGGCUGCCCGAGCAGAACCCUCCAAGCGUCGCCCUGGUACUUCAUCUUGCCCGACGGGCACCGUCCUUAGAGACCUUGCGUCUCGCGCACUGGCCUAUGCUCACGGAUCGCAGCGUUACCCAGCUCUGUCAAGCACUGCCGGUCCCCGGUCGCCUGCGGGAACUGAACCUCAUGAUGGCGUGGGAGCUCACUGAUCGCGCAGCAGACGUGAUCGCUCACCACCUGCACGGCCUGCACAGCUUGGACCUUUCAUCUACAGCAGUUCGACGGCCGUUUUUGAGCCUCUUCCCGGAAGACACGCGGCAGCUCCUCCAGCAAGGUCGAGCGUGUGCGCGUCGACACCUACCGUUGCCGCAGCUGCAGUGCCUGGUCCUGAACUUCACCGCCAUUGGCGACCGCGAUCUCUACCGGCUGGUGCCUUGCCUCGCGUCGCUGGACCGCUUGUUUCUCGUUGGCACGUUUCCUAGUCGGGUUGCGUCUGCGGCCGGCACACCGGAUGCGCUCUUGACGAGCGGGAACGCGUUACAACCUGUUACACCAGGAGAUGCCGAGCGGUUUCUCUGUGGGUUGCUCGCUCACUUUCGACAAGGCUGGAAUAGGGCGCGCGACACGGAGCUGGACAGGGCAAGCAACCCCCUGACCCUAGUCCUCUCGUCGGACGUUCGCGUGAUAGAGUAA